GUGGACGCCGUGGUCAGAGCCUGCUGCUCCUUCCUGGCCGGGCAGCUGCACCCGAGCAACGCCCUCGGCAUCGCCGCGCUGGCCGAGCGCCUGGGCUGCCUGGAGCUGCAGCAGAGAGCCCGGGAGUUCAUCUACAUGAACUUCGCUGAGGUCUCCAAGCAGGAGGAGUUCCUGUCCCUGUCCCACUGCCAGCUGGCCACUCUGGUGAGCCGCGACGAGCUCAACGUCCGCUGCGAGUCCGAGGUGUUCCAGGCUUGCGUCUCUUGGGUGCAGCAGGACCGCGGAGCUCGGGCUCCUUUCCUCCCCGCUCUCCUCCGCGCCGUGCGCUGCCACGCUCUCACCCCGCGCUUCCUCCGCGCCCAACUCCGCCGCCGCCGCGACCUGGGGCGCGACGCCCUGCGCUACCUGGCUCGCGUUUUCCGCGAUCUGGCUCUGCACAAACCCUCCGGGGAUCCCCCCGGGCGAUGCCCCAAGGUGCGGCAGCUGAUUUACGCCGCCGGGGGUUACCUGAGGCGAUCCCUCAGCACGCUGGAGGCUUUCGACCCCCAGGAGGGGUCUUGGGUGAGGCUGGCGGAGCUGGAGACGCCGCGCUCGGGGUUGGGGGGCUGCGCGGUCGGGGGGCUGUUUUACGCCGUGGGGGGGAGGAAUAACUCCCCCGAGGGGAACACGGACUCGGCGGCCGUGGAUUGUUAUAACCCCCUCAGCGGGAGGUGGUCGCCCUGCGCCCCCAUGAGCGUCCCCCGGAACAGGAUCGGGGUGGGCGUCAUCGACGGACUCAUCUACGCCGUGGGGGGGUCCCAUGGGUGCACGCAUCAUUGCUCGGUGGAGAGGUACGAGCCCGAGCGGGACGAGUGGGCGCUGGUGGCCCCCAUGGGGACGCGGCGAAUUGGGGUGGGGGUCGCGGUGCUGAACCGGGUGCUCUGGCUGGUUUUCGGGUGGGCUCAUCCCGUUUUUGGGGUGCUCCGGGGGGUUUUCGGGUGCGCUCACCCCGUUCCCGGGGGUCCCGCAGGGGUCUGCGCCCUGGGGAACUGCCUGUACGCCAUGGGCGGCUACGACGGCGCGCAGCAGCUCAGCAGCGCCGAGCGCUUCCAGGUGGACACCGAGACCUGGAGCUUCGUGGCGCCCAUGGGACACCGCCGGAGCGCCCUGGGCGUCACGGCCUUCCGGGGCAGGAUCUACGUCCUGGGGGGCUACGAUGGUCACUCCUUCCUGGAGUCGGUGGAGUGCUACGACCCCGACGCCGACGCCUGGACCGAGGUGACGCCGAUGCCGUCGGGGCGCAGCGGGCUGGGGGUGGCCGUCACCAUGGAGCCCUGUCACCCCCAGCCCCACCCCGAGGAGGAGGAGACCCCCCCCAGCGAGCCCUGCUGACCCCGGCGCCGCCGGGGGGGGGGGACGGGGAGGAGGGGAGGGGGCUGCUCCCCCCCUGACCCACCGUCCCCCAAUCCAUCCCCCACCGGCGGCGCAUCGAGGAUUUCAGGGGGCGGGGGGGUGUCACCCAGACCCCUGCCCACCCACCCAAAAAGUGUCACAGGACUUUUGCUGCGUCCCCCUCCCCUAUUUCCCCACCUCUAGCCCGGAUUUUGGGGCGACCCCGGGCUGGUUUUGACCAUUCCCAGAUGCUGCUGGCGCAAGAA
This is a messenger RNA of Pseudopodoces humilis (Tibetan ground-tit), 1637 nucleotides long. NCBI's taxonomy places the organism in Eukaryota, Metazoa, Chordata, Aves, Passeriformes, Paridae. The record is from RefSeq and is a predicted model, not a curated record.